Molecule: messenger RNA, 5521 nt
Organism: Acipenser ruthenus (sterlet)
Lineage: Eukaryota; Metazoa; Chordata; Actinopteri; Acipenseriformes; Acipenseridae
Product: nucleotide-binding oligomerization domain-containing protein 1-like
Exons: 12
Coding region: 1761-4733 (990 amino acids)
Biological process (GO): regulation of apoptotic process
Molecular function (GO): protein binding
Source: RefSeq, a predicted model, not a curated record
UGCACCACAUUAUAAAAAUUCCAUUACAAAAUUCCAUGACAAACUGCCAUUUUAUUUAUUAGAACUACUGCACAAAAUGAGUGACCCAUUUUCUUUAAUAUACUGUAUUUGGGGAUGUAACUCCAGGACUGGUACAUCACCAACUUUCCCAGUGAAGACAGUAAUCCACCUGAAAAAAGUAAGUGCUACAGAAACUGUUAACAGUAGACACAUAAGAUUACAUGAGGCACAGCUAAAUUAAACAGAAGAAAACAAAUGAAAAAAAUAUAUACUAAAAAGACUACAACAUGGGCUGUUAAAUGUAUUUAAAGAAAAAAAAAACAUGGACAUUAAUUUUAAGGAAAAAAAAUCCACAAAAAAAAAUCAAUAGCAGUCAGUGAGGAAAUUUUAUACCAGUGCAAGUUCAACUGGCAACCAGUAUUCAGUCUCCAGUUUAACACUGAGAGCCCAGUUGUUCGGUGCACUGGAGCUUUAAAAAUGAUUUGUCAAAAUGCCCUCCCAAGGUAACAGCCUUUUACCUGCACCCACUCACCGAUAAGAAUACAUUUCCUCUGCAAAAUGAUGCCUAAACUAACCAACAAAGCCAGUCUCUCGCAAUGCUAUACAAACCACUGCUUGAGAAAUACAGUGGUGCAUCUACUUUCAGAAGCAGGGCUGCAUCAAGGGAAAUAAUGUCUGUAACCAGACAUCGAUCUGAAAGCAGUUUGCUAAGCUACUGGACUCCCACAAUACAAAACAGAAAACUGGAGUUCAAUCCUUAAACUUGCCUUGAAAUCCAACUCCAGUCUUGCAGCUGAUCCACUUCCUGUAGCCAGUUUGAUACUGUUAUCACUUUUUGCCUUUUUAAAAAAAAAUAAUUUCUGUAGUUCACUACUAUUUAACUAAAUAACUGGCUGUUAUAUUUUCUAACACUUCAAUUAUAGGCUACUUGCUGUCAGCAAUGUUUGCAUGUUUGCUAAGUUGAUGGCUCAUUUCAUACACCUGCACAUACAUGACAGAAAAACAAUUUUGAUAAACAAGCCACUGUUUUUAUUUAGUAUAUUAUAUGGGGGACAUUACAGGCUACAGGAAUUUUGGUUUGAUAUGAUACAGAGGCUGGAGAAGAAUAUUGAAAUAGGUAGGACAAAAUAAUAGAAAUGCAGUUGAUAUGUAGCACACACUUUAAGUGAUUCCUUUGUUAUUCAAAUAGGACAUGUUCAGUAAUUUUGUUAGAAACAUUUGAAUCCACAAGCCCCUGCUGCCAGUCAUUGUCAUUCACAACAGGCAAGACAGCUGAUUAGUCAUAAACCAAUAUGCCCCAAGUUUGCAGGUGAGCACAAUGCUACACGGUGCAUUAGCAAGUGGUUAAAAAUGACUUCAUUUAUUUUUUAUACCUAAGUACCAUAGACUUGGAAUGGAAAGCGAAAUAAGUAAAGUGGGCAAACUUGUUUGGCAAUUUCAGCAAAUAAACACAGGCUUUACAUCUGUAAAAGUCUUGAAAUAGUACUUCAAAAUGUUUGCGACAAAAAUCUUUCCAUGAAUUGCUGACUAACUUGAUGAGCUGCUGUUGACGACUAAUCGCAUGCUCAGUGUUCCUUUCACUUCCUGUGAAACGGAAUAAGAAAGUUGUGUGUCAGGGAAGGUGAUGACAACUUUAGUAACUAAUUCUGUUGCCUUGCAAUAUGCCGUCUGUACAGCUCGGGUUUUCACACUCAGAAGGGACCUUAAUGAAGAAUUUUUAGAGGGUAGAACCUGAGCUUGAAAAACAAGCAAUUGAAGCAAUGGGAACUGAAAGUGGCUGUGCUGUGGAGAAGCAAACUCAGUGCAUGCAAAGCUUCAGGCUUCUUACAGAGCACCGGGAGUUGCUGGUUGUUCGAAUCAAGAACAUUCAGUGUGUCCUGGACAAUUUAGUACGCAGUGGCUUCUUUUGCACUGAAGAUGCAGAGAUUAUUCUGCGGUUUGCCACCAAAACUGACCAGGUUCGUAAAACCCUGGAGCUGGUGCAGAGCAAAGGAGAGGAGAUAUGUCAGUAUUUUGUACACAUUCUGCAUGAGGCCUAUGAUGCCUUCAUAGACCUGAGACCCUGGUUUGAGGAGAUUCAGUACCAGCCAUCAGAGCAAAUCCAGAGUAUUCCUGUGAUCAACACAGAUCCUGUGAGCAAGUACUGUGAAAAGCUUCGUCGUGAGCUGGGACAGGACACCAAGUUCAUCAUCUCGUAUGCGCAGAGCGAGGAGACGCUGCUGGAUAAGAUGUACACAGACACACUCAUGGAGCUGGUGAAUGACCGCAACGAAAGCCAGGGUUACUUGGACAGCCUAGACGAGCUGUUCAGCAACAACGGCGUCUUUAACCAAGAUGCAGAAACCAUCUUAAUCCUUGGGGAUGCUGGCACGGGGAAAUCCAUCCUGCUCCAGAAACUUCAGAACCUGUGGUCCAAGAGGGAGCCAAGCAUCCAGGUCAAGUUUUUCUUCAAAUUCCGCUGCAGGAUGUUCUGCGUCUUCAAGGAGACAGAUGAGCUAUCCUUGAAGGACCUGCUUUUCAAGUACAACUGCUACCCGGACAAUGAUCCAGAGGAUGCGGUUUUCAAAUACAUCCAGCGGUUUCCUGAGACAGUGCUGUUCACCUUUGAUGGCUAUGAUGAGAUCCACUCUGAUUUUGACUUUAGCAGCAUUCCGGAAGUCUGCUCGCCCGAACAGAAGACCCACCCACUCUUGCUGCUCAUGAACCUGCUCAGCGGGAAGCUGCUAAAAGGAUCCAAAAAAGUCCUGACGGCAAGGAUGGGCACUGAAAUCCAGAACAAGUUGCUCAGGAAGAAACUCAUCCUGAAAGGAUUUUCCCCAGAGAGCUUGCGGAGGUACACCACCCUGCAUUUCAAAGAAAGGACUUCCCAGACCUUGGUGCUAAACCAGCUAGAGGCAAACCCUCAUCUAUGCAGUCUGUGUUCGAUUCCCUUGUUCUGCUGGAUUAUCUUCAAAUGCUUUGAACAUUUCCAGUCUGUUUAUGAUAACUAUCAGUUGACAGACUUGAACGUCACCAUCACUGAUGUCUUUCUGCUGAUGUCAGAGGUUUUUCUCAGCCGCUUGACCAAUCCCAGCUUGCUCAAGAAGAGCAACCGAUGCCAGAGUGAGACCUUCAAGUCUGGUAGAGACAUCUUGAUUGCUUUUGGAAAGCUAGCCCACCAGGGAAUAGAGAAGACUAGGUUUAUCUUCAACCAGGAGGAGAUUACCUCUUUGAGCAUUGCAGAGAAGGAGCUGCACCUUGGGUUCCUCAGACCCAUUGGUCAUUACGACGGCUGUGGAAACCCCACCACCUUUGAGUUUGUCCAUGUGACUCUCCAAUCCUUCUUCACCGCAUUUUCCCUGGUGGCUGAUGAAGAUGUCGGCUGCAAGGAUAUCCUGAAAUUCUUUGCAGAGUGUGAGUAUCGCAAAGCAAGGCACUUCCCCAAAUUUCCCAUGAUGUCUUGUCUUCGCCCUUCCAAACCGUGGGACAAAGACCCCUUCAAGAACAACGAGCACUUUCAGUUCACCAACCUCUUCCUGUGUGGGCUGCUGUCCCGGACCAAGGUUAGCCUGCUUGAGCACCUGGUGUCACCCAAGAUGCUGAAGAAGAAGCGUGAAGUCUUGAAGUCCUACCUUUCGGACAGCGUGAAAUCCCACUUGAAAAACCUGCCGCGGUUCAAGUCUGAGCAUGAGGGGUGCAAAGUUCAUGGGAUGCCCAACUUCAUCUGGAUGUUGAGGUGUAUCUUCGAGACCCAGAGUGAAGAGGUUGGUAAGCUGACUGCUAAAGGAAUCUCUGCCGACUACAUCAAGCUGACCUACUGCAAUGCCUACUCAGCUGACUGCAGUGCCAUCAACUUUGUCCUGCAUCAUUGCAGGAAACAAAUUGGACUGGAUCUGGACAAUAACAACAUUAAUGAUUAUGGGGUAAAACAGCUCCAGCCAUGCUUCAGCAAGCUCUCUGUGGUAAGGUUAUGUGUUAAUCAGAUCACUGACUGUGGAGUAGAAGUCUUAGCAAAGGAACUGGUGAAGACCAAAAUUGUCAAAGUUCUAGGACUUUACAAAAAUCAAAUAACAGAUGCUGGAGCCCAGUGGGUUGCAAAGAUCAUUGAAGAAUGCCCAAGUCUUAGGAUUCUUAAGAUCGGGUGCAACAAAAUUACAAGCAAAGGUGGAAAGUCGCUGGCAUAUGCAAUCCAGAAGAGUAAAACUAUCUUUGAUGUGGGAAUGUGGGGUAACACCAUUGGCGAUGAAGGGGCAAUCGCCUUUGCAGAAGCCUUGAGGAAUCACCCCAGUCUAACAAACCUGAGGUACAGUAUGUGGCAUUGUAGUCACAUUGGAUUGGGAGUCCAUGGAAUUCAAUUCUCAUUGGAAGCAUUCAUAAAAGCAAGCGAGAAGCACUAUCAUGCAAUGUCAUACCUACUCCUGCACUGCUGCCUUUCAGCCAAUCUCAUCUCUACAGAGGGAGGAAAAAGUUUAGCAGCUGCAUUGAAAGAGAACACCUCUGUGCAUAUAUUUUGGCUGGUGCAGAAUGAAUUAAAUGAUGAAGUUGCCAGGUGUUUUGCAGAAAUGAUCAAGGUCAACACAGCAUUAACCCACCUGUGGUUAAUUGAUAAUAAGGUCACAGUAGAGGGUGCAAAACUUAUUUCCCAGGCUUUGUUGGAAAACCAAGCACUAAAAGAGAUCUGCCUGAAAGGAAACCUUCUGUCUUUGGAAGAAGAGGAGGCUUUUAUAAACGAGAAGCGACUACUCUUCAACUGAAGUGCACUGCUGUGUUACCCUUCAGGAGCCUGCUUCUGUGUGUUUCGUCAGCUCAGUAGGUUGGCAGUGAGGAAGAACAAGGAAACAAAUGUUUUUACUCCUUUUGAAGUAACCGAGCACGGCCUGUGAGGACAGCACUGCUGAGCUGUUAGCCAGAUGUGGGCUGGGAUGUAAGACUGAGGUCCCGUUUGCUGUUGAGUGAAGAGCUUGUGACGCAUUCCUCCAGAAAAAUGGCUCCAGCUCUCCAGCUAGAGUGUAUAAAUCUGUGGCUUCUGUCUUCCUCGCAGACCAUUGUAGUGUGGGUGUGCUGAUGGGUGGCAGGGGUCAGGGCAUCAUCUUGGAAUGUGUUUAAAUUUGAAAUCCCAAUCCAAGAACAAACUGUGGCUUGAUGUCUUGUCAGCAGUUCAAAUCCGGUUCAGUCCUAUUCCUACAGUAACAUGUUCGUUUAAGGCUGUCUGUUGUACAUAAAUAAUGAUACACCUAUAAUGUGUCAUGGAACAAAAUGUAAGUGUGUUGUUUAAAGAAAUAAUGAGCUUGUAGCUUUAAGUUGAAGGUGCCGGGUGAAUGGGGGUAUUGGGGGGAGGGGCUGGUUUUAUUUUCUAUUUAACUUCUGUAAGCUUGUAUUGGGGUACUCUUUAUCAAAUCUCAUUGACUGGCACUGAAGGUUUUUCGAUUGAUAGAGUGUCUUGUAGAAUCAGAUCUACAGUAUUGUUUUGUAUGUGAUUAUGUUCUGUACUGUUUUUUUGGGGGUUUUUUUGUUCCAGAAUUCAAGUUUUUAUUGAAAAUCA